Messenger RNA from Saprolegnia parasitica CBS 223.65, 1650 nucleotides. RefSeq lists its product as hypothetical. The transcript has 7 exons. Bases 1 to 1650 code for a protein of 549 amino acids. Lineage: Eukaryota; Oomycota; Saprolegniomycetes; Saprolegniales; Saprolegniaceae. The record is from RefSeq and is a predicted model, not a curated record. Gene Ontology annotation, cellular component: nucleus; replication fork; site of double-strand break. Gene Ontology annotation, biological process: error-prone translesion synthesis; response to radiation. Gene Ontology annotation, molecular function: DNA-directed DNA polymerase activity; damaged DNA binding.
AUGCGGGUCAUCUUGCACCUCGACCUCGACUGCUUCUACGCGCAGGUCGAGGCCGUCCGGCUCGGUAUCCCAGAUGGUGAGCCCGUCGCGGUCCAACAGUGGGGCAGCUUGCUCGCUGUCAACUACGCCGCCCGGCCCUACGGCGUCUCGCGCAGCGACUACAUUGCCGAUGCGCGCAAGAAGUGUCCACAUAUCCACUUGCCGCACGUUGAAACCAUCGGCGAAGGAUCCGUGCCGCCGCCGGGCGCCGACUUGACCAAGAACCCGCACUUUGACCGGUCGCGCCAAAAAGCUGUGCUGCGGCGCUACCGCUUGGCGAGUCGCGAGAUCUUCCGCAUCCUCGCCAAGCACGCGCCCGUGUACGAGCGGGCGAGCAUUGACGAAGCGUUUUUGGACGUGACGGACCAAGCCACUGCGCGCCUCGCCGCCUUUCAAGCGAGCAAGCCAGAGGUCGCCUACUGCGACGACCCGCGGAACGCCGACGUCCAGGUCAUUGGCGUAAACGGCAGUGUCUUUCCGCUCACGGAGGACGAGGAACUGCUGUGCAUUGGCGCCACAAUCGCCCAAGAGAUCCGCCGCGAAGUGCUCGCCACGCUGCACUAUACGUGCUCGGUCGGCGUUGCGUCCAACAAGCUCGUCGCCAAGCUCGCGUCGCCGAUGAACAAGCCCAACGGCCAAACCGUCAUCCCGGACCGGUCGAUUGCACACUUUAUGCAGACGUUUCCCGUCGACAAAGUCCGCGGACUUGGCGGCAAGCUCGGGCAGCGCAUGGCCCCGGACGCCGACCGGAUCUUCGCCGGCGACCUCCUCAACGCGUAUGGCUUGGACGGCCUGCAGCGCGAGCUCGGACACGACGUAGGCGCGUUCGUCUUCAACGUGUGCUCGGGCAGCGACGGGAACGAGCCGGUCAACGACAAGAAGGUCGUGGCCCAGCACGUGUCGGCAAUGAAGAGCUUCAACCAAGUCGGCCCCGUCCUUUCGCUGGACCGCGUCAAGUACUGGAUCACAAUUCUCUGCGAAGAAGUCGUCUUGCGGCAUGACGAGGAAGAGGUGGUCGAGAACCACCGCACGCCGACGCAGUUUGCUCUCAGCUAUCAGCGCCAGAACGACAAGCCAAUGCAGAAAAAGUUCCCCGCACCCCCCAAAAUUGACGUGGCCUCCAUGACACAGGCCAUUUUCCCCUUGUUGGAGCACGCGACGAUCGUACCGUGCAUGCACUUGGCGGUCGUGGCCCGCGAUUUCAUCCCAGUCGUUGAGAAGAAUGCGACGAUCACUCAUUUUUUCAAGACGGCACCCGUGGCACCCGAGGCGCCAAUGGUCGUCCGACCACAGAAGGAGCCACCGGCCAAUCUGCCCAAGGAGCCGGCGCCGGCAUCGAUCAAGCGCUUCUUCUCAGCGUCGGCGUCCAAAGCGCUGUAUACAACGGCGCCGCCCGUCGUUGUCAAGCCACCGACGAUUGCGCGCUUUUUUGAAGCCAAAACGAGCGUGGUUGACGGCCGGUUCUGCGACCGUUGCCACGCGGUCGUAACGACGCCGUGGCAAGAGCACGACGACUACCACGUCGCGAUGGAUCUCCAGCAGUCGUACCGUGCGCCGCCGGCAAAGAAGCCGCGCAAGGGCGGUCCCAUGGACGCGUUUGUGCGCAAAUAA